Molecule: messenger RNA, 4055 nt
Organism: Linepithema humile (Argentine ant)
Lineage: Eukaryota; Metazoa; Arthropoda; Insecta; Hymenoptera; Formicidae
Source: RefSeq, a predicted model, not a curated record
GUGCACGCUUGCCGCUCGCCUCUGGCAGUGCGCUCUCGUCGUCGUCGCCGUCGCCGUCUCCGUCUCCGUAAAGCGUCUCGCGGACGAUCUUAGGCGUCGCGACGUCGGCGACAUUGUUAUUUCGCGUUUCUCCCCGCGUGUUGUCGCGUCUCUCUUCGUUGCACACGCGACAUCUCGUGUGUCUAUAUCUUUUUUUUUCUCUCCUUCGUUUUGCUAGCGUCGCGACAAGAGAAACUCAUCUCUCUCUCUGUCGUGCACGCGGGAGAAAAUAGUGUCGUGAGGAUCUCUGGAAUGGCAAUCGGACGACGAAGAGGUGACGUCCUUUCCUCCACGGCGCAUCGCGAAUAGUGCAAUCCCAAGUGCGACAUCACGCGCGCCUUUGUUCGUCGCGCCGCGCGGCUAGAUCAGCAACCCGCGAGAAUUUAUUCCGCACUGGACACCCGCGUGGGGAAUAUUUAUAUCUCCCUCGCGCGGGGAUGCUGCGAAUUCUUCCGAAUACCCCGAGGAAAUGCGCCGGCCUGCUUUUCGUCGUUCUCGCGAUUUGCAAUCUCUCGCCGUUCGGUAGACAGAGCCAGUCAGUCAAUGUUUUAUGUAUGAGAUAAACGAAACUCGCUCCGAAACAAGUUUACAAUCGUUGCCAAAGUCGCUUAUUUAUCGGAAUGCAAGCGUGUGUUUGUUUAUAAUAGAAGAAGGCAUGCAUUCGGGAAUGCACUAUCAGGUGCCGGCGGAUAGAAAGCGGAUAUUCCCUGGAUAGUCCGUGAAGUGGAUAGACGGUUGUGUGAUUGAGAUUCUCCUCGUCCCCCGUGAGAAGGGAGGAUCGCACGGCGAAUGCAAAAAUCAUGUUGCGCCGCGACGCCACGAGACCGUUUUUCGCGCGGCGGACUGCCGCACUGUGCCGAUAGUGAACUUCCUUCCUGGGCCGAUCGUUGUUCCGUGGAUCGCACGCUGGCAUGCAGAGUAAAAUGCAAACGUUCAGCGGGCUCGCCUUCGGGAACGUGUUCAAGAAAAAGGCAAACAAGGUGACCGGGGGACCUCCGGUGGGCAACGCACCGCCUCCGCCUACACUUAUCAACAAAAUCAAGUAUCAACCCGGUGGACCCGUAAUAAAGAAGGAUAAACGGCAGAGCAGCUCCAGGUUCAAUAUAUCGAAAAAUCGGGAACUGCAGAAAUUGCCGCUGUUGUCCGAAACACAACAAGGGAACGAGCGGGAGGAACUUUUUAUACAGAAGCUACGACAAUGCUGCGUCCUCUUCGACUUCGAGUCCGAUCCAUUGUCGGAUUUGAAAUGGAAGGAGGUAAAGCGCACUGCCCUCCACGAGAUGGUCGAGUAUGUAACCAAAAACAAAAAUGUUAUUACCGAAGCGAUAUAUCCCGAGGCGGUGAAUAUGUUCGCUGUGAAUUUGUUUCGAACAUUACCACCAUCAUCAAACCCUAACGGAGCGGAAUUCGAUCCGGAGGAGGAUGAGCCGACGUUGGAGGCGGCUUGGCCGCACUUGCAGUUGGUCUACGAGUUCUUUUUACGAUUGCUGGAGUCGCAGGACUUCCAGCCGUCCAUAGCAAGGCGCUAUAUAGAUCAAAAAUUCGUGCUGCAAUUGUUGGAACUGUUCGACUCGGAGGACCCGAGAGAAAGGGAUUUUCUUAAGACAACGCUUCAUAGGAUUUAUGGAAAAUUCCUAGGGCUCAGGGCAUACAUUAGGAAACAGAUUAAUAAUGUUUUCUACCGAUUUAUAUAUGAGACGGAGCAUCACAACGGUAUCGCGGAACUGCUGGAAAUCUUAGGAAGUAUUAUAAAUGGCUUCGCUCUGCCACUAAAAGAAGAGCACAAGGUGUUUUUGUUGAAAGUCCUGUUACCCCUGCAUAAAGCUAAGUCAUUAUCCGUAUACCAUCCGCAACUGGCGUACUGUGUCGUCCAAUUUUUGGAGAAGGAUCCGUCGUUGACGGAGCCCGUGAUUAGAAACCUGCUGAAAUUCUGGCCGAAAACACAUUCCCCCAAAGAAGUUAUGUUUUUGAACGAACUGGAAGAGAUCCUAGACGUUAUCGAGCCAGCUGAAUUCCAAAAGGUUAUGGAUCCGUUGUUUAGACAGCUAGCCAAAUGCGUGUCGUCGCCGCAUUUCCAGGUGGCGGAAAGAGCUCUCUAUUAUUGGAAUAACGAAUACAUAAUGUCAUUGAUAUCGGACAAUUAUGCCGUCAUCCUACCGAUAAUGUAUCCAGCUUUUUAUAGAAACUCCCGAAACCACUGGAACAAGACAAUCCAUGGUUUAAUUUACAACGCUCUGAAACUCUUCAUGGAGAUGAAUCAAAAAGUAUUUGAUGAGUGCACAACACAGUACUAUCAGUUGGAAAUAUUUCGAUCCAAAACUUUGCAGGAGCGUCAAAGAGAACGAAAGCUCAUGAAAGAUCGGGAUGAAGCAUGGAUGCGCGUGGAAGCGCUUGCAAUGAGACAUCCAAAUUAUAACAUGGCAAUUAAAGGUACAACGAAUAAUACAUCGUACAUGUCAGCACAACAUAUAGAUAACUCACCUCCCGACGAAGAUGGCGACACGGAUCAAACUCCGCUUACUUUGGAGAAGAUCGAAGCUAAGGCCAAUGAGGCGAAGAAAAUGACAAAUGUAAACAAAGUGAAACCGCUUUUACGAAGAAAGAGCGAUUUGCCACAGGACUCGUACACAAUGCGGGCAUUAUCCGACCACAAGCGUGCCGAUGAAUACCUUGUCACGCCGCCAGAUCCCAAUAAUUGCUAGUCUCUACCACAACCUCUUCCCAUGUAUCCUUUGUUUUGCUGUAGCAACAUUGGAAGUUAGCUUUCUUUCUGGGGGGGGAAACGGCGAUAAAGACGUAAACACGAUUUGAUUAAGAAUUCUGCUGUGCAAAAUUAAUAAUAUCGCAUUGUUGUUCCAACAUAUAUCACACUGUAUUUGUUUUCUUUAAUAGAAAGAAAGAGAAAACCCUACCCUUCCGUGCAUCGUGCGAUUCAAAGAGGCAGUGUAUAGGUACACGUAGGAGCUUACAAAACAGACUUCGUUAUAGAAAUGCGUUGUAUUUAUUUCUUCAUUCACGAGAGAAAGAAAAUUGCAGCUGAGGGUAAUUAUAAUAAUCACAUUGUUAUAUAAGAAGUGCAUACAGUAAGCGAAAAGGGCCCUAAAUACAUUACUCAUAGAAUCUCUACCACCGGUGGCACUUUGGGGUGCUACCUUCUGCUACGUCUCAACAAUAAGAUAAUACAUGGAUAAUGUAUGUAAACGACAUAAUUAAUGGAUACUGCAGUUGUAACGGGUUUGGUAUAUUCUACAAGAGAUUUUAUAUACAGAUGAGGAUAUAUGUGCGGGAAUGUGAUCGAAGAUUUAAACCAUACGCUCGAUGUUGUAACCUACACCUAUCGCGCUAUGCGAGCUUGUUGUGUUAACAAUUUUGCGAAUGACAUUUCAAUUUAUGUGCAAAUGAUAUAUACAUAUAUAAAUAUACGUACUUGCUUUAACACUACAGGCUCGUUGUAGUAAGAAGAUGAAAAAAAUAAUAUAAGUAAAAUGAUGAUGAAAAAGAAUACACGCCGGUGCGCGUUAUCUUUAGGAUGUAUAUGAUAGUGCUAUUUUAAAAAUAAUAGAUUGCUACGAGAAAAUCUGGAUACUUCUGAGUGUACUACUUUUGUAUCUGUUGUGCCUAGAUGCCUGUGGAAUGCAUUCACGAAAAAAAAAAAAUAUAUGCCUCCGCGCGGGGCCUAUGUAUUACGAACAGCAAGAUUAAGCAGCGAGUUUACAUGUCGCUUUGCCAAAUAUAAUCGAUAUUACAGUAUUUCAGUAAUGCUUGCAUAAAACAUGUUGCGUUGUUAACUCAUUGAUCUUGAGAUUAAUUGAAAGAUUAUACUGUUGCGGCCAAGAAAAUAGAAAGGAGGAGAAUAAAAGACAAGAGAAAGAAAGAUUGAGAUACAUUUAGUCCUUGCGCUGCUAACAGAUUGUUACGUUAAUAAUCGUCGAGGAUACCUUGUUGAACCUAGAUAUGAUAAGCACUUAUAUUAAAUAUUAGAAAUUAAAGCUCUACGGAGAUAGAUUUAAAAAUUA